Molecule: messenger RNA, 5420 nt
Organism: Camarhynchus parvulus
Lineage: Eukaryota; Metazoa; Chordata; Aves; Passeriformes; Thraupidae
Gene: PLCH1
Product: phospholipase C eta 1
Exons: 23
Coding region: 171-5420 (1749 amino acids)
Biological process (GO): lipid metabolic process; phosphatidylinositol-mediated signaling
Molecular function (GO): phosphatidylinositol-4,5-bisphosphate phospholipase C activity; calcium ion binding
Source: RefSeq, a predicted model, not a curated record
CAGCGCUGGGGUUUGAACGGAGCAGGUUGUGCACCCGUACCGGGCUGGGGCUGUGCGUGCGGCCGUGGCGGCGAGGCACAGCACCGCACCGGACCGCACUGGACCGGACCGAGCCCGCCCCGGCGGCCGCGGGUCAGAGCCUUUGAUGGUGAGCGGGACGCUGCCUCACGAUGAGUUACUGGAGUCUGGAUAAGAAAAGCUGCCUGCAGUACUGCCGGCACUUCCUAGCGGACAACGGCGUGUUCCACGUUGAAAGAUGCAUGAGCGUGAUGCAGUCUGGGACGCAGAUGGUGAAGCUGAAGAGUGGAACCAAGGGGCUGGUCCGUCUCUUCUACCUGGACGAGCACAGGACCUGCAUCCGAUGGAGGCCCUCCCGGAAGAGCGAAAAGGCAAAAAUUGUCAUCGACUCCAUUUACAAAGUCAGCGAGGGCCGGCAGUCAGAGAUCUUCCACCGCCACGCCGAGGGCAGCUUCGACCCCAGCUGCUGCUUCACCAUUUACCAUGGCAACCACCUGGAGAGCCUGGACCUGAUCACGUCCAACCCCGAGGAGGCUCGCACCUGGAUCACGGGGCUCAAGUACCUCCUGGCCGGGAUCAGCGACGAGGACUCGCUGGCCAAGCGCCAGAGAACGCACGACCACUGGGUGAAGCAGACCUUCGAGGAGGCUGACAAGAACGGGGACGGGCUGCUGAACAUCGAGGAGAUCCACCAGCUGAUGCACAAGCUGAACGUCAGCCUGCCCCGCAGGAAGGUCCGCCAGAUGUUCCAGGAGGCAGACACAGAUGAGAACCAAGGAACCCUGAACUUUGAAGAAUUCUCAGUGUUUUACAAGAUGAUGUCCUUGCGUCGAGAUCUGUACCUGUUGCUCCUAAGCUACAGUGACAAGAAGGAUCAUCUCACUGCUGAGGAGCUGGCCCAGUUUCUGAGGGUGGAACAGAAGAUGAAUAAUGUGACACCAGAAUAUUGUCUGGACAUCAUACAGAAGUUUGAAGUGUCAGAAGAAAACAAGAAGCAAAAUGUUCUUGGGAUUGAAGGCUUCACCAGCUUCAUGCGCAGCCCGGCAUGUGAGGUGUCCAACCCGCUGCACCGCCAGGUGCACCAGGACAUGCAGCAGCCCCUGUGCCACUACUUCAUCGCCUCGUCCCACAACACCUACCUGAGCGGGGACCAGCUGCUCUCCCAGUCACGCGCCGACAUGUACGCGCGCGUGCUGCAGGCCGGCUGCCGCUGCGUCGAAGUGGAUUGCUGGGAUGGCCCAGAUGGGGAGCCAGUGGUGCACCAUGGCUACACCCUGACUUCCAAAAUCCUCUUCCGGGACGUGGCAGAAACCAUCAAUAAAUACGCCUUCAUCAAAAACGAGUUUCCAGUGAUCCUGUCCAUUGAAAACCACUGCAGUAUUCAACAGCAAAAGAAGAUCGCCCAGUACCUGAAGGAGAUAUUUGGUGACAAACUGGACUUGUCAUCCGUGAGCACUGGAGAUCCCAGACAGCUUCCCAGCCCUCAGGAUUUAAAAGGGAAAAUCCUAGUGAAGGGUAAGAAGUUGCCCUGCAGCCUUGGAGCAGAUGCUGAGGAAGGAGAGGUUUCAGAAGAGGACAGUGCUGAUGAAAUUGAGGACGACUGCAAGUUAAAGCCCUGCUUUAGCAAUGGUGCAACUCAGCACCAGGUGGAAUCCUUCAUACGGACGAAACUGGAGUCUCUGCUGAAAGAAUCCCAAAUCAGGGACAAGGAGGAUCCUGACAGCUUCACUGUGAGAGCCCUGCUGAAGGCAACUCACCAGAGCUUCAGUGUGAACCUGAAGCAGAACUUGGACCCAAAAGAAGGCGGAAAAAAGUCUCAUGGUCGAUCAUUAAUGGGCAACUUCAGCAAACACAAGAGAGCUGCCAAGGCAGCAGCCAAAGCCCACAGUGCCUCGGACGAUGAGGACGGCCAGCAGCACCCUCCGGGCAAGGAGCUGGGGCAGCCCCACAGGCUGGCCCGCCGCAGGAAGACAGUGAAGCUGUGCCGGGCCCUGUCGGACCUGGUGGUGUACACCAACUCCGUGGCAGCCCAGGACAUCGUGGAUGAUGGCUCCACAGGGAAUGUGCUGUCGUUCAGUGAGACCAGAGCCCACCAGGCAGUGCAGCAGAAGGCUGAGCAGUUCAUGCUUUACAACCAGAGGCAGCUGACCAGGGUCUAUCCCUCAGCCUACCGGAUCGACUCCAGCAACUUCAACCCUGUUCCCUACUGGAAUGUGGGCUGCCAGUUAGUGGCCCUAAACUACCAGUCUGAGGGACGUGUGAUGCAGUUAAAUGAAGCAAAAUUCAGGGUAAAUGGCAACUGUGGUUAUGUCCUCAAACCUCAGCAGAUGUGCAAAGGCACAUUCAACCCCUACUCUGCUGAUCCACUUCCUGCCAGUCCUAAGAAGCAGCUGAUUCUGAAGAUCAUCAGUGGGCAGCAGCUCCCCAAGCCUCCUGACUCAAUGCUGGGGGACAGAGGAGAGAUAAUAGAUCCCUUUGUUGAGGUGGAGAUUAUUGGGUUACCUGUUGACUGCUGUAAAGAUCAGACCAGGGUGGUGGAUGACAAUGGGUUCAAUCCUGUGUGGGAGGAGACCCUCACCUUCACCAUCCACAUGCCCGAGAUUGCCCUGGUGCGGUUCCUGGUCUGGGACCACGACCCCAUCGGGAGGGACUUUGUGGGGCAGAGAACUGUGGCCUUCAGCAGCCUCGUGCCUGGCUAUCGCCACGUGUACUUAGAAGGACUGACAGAAGCUUCCAUAUUUGUUCAUAUAAUCAUUAAUGAGACCUAUGGAAAGAGCAAGCAGCUGAUGGGGCUCCGAGGGCUGUUCUCCAAGGCGCCCAAGGCGGGCACGGCCGAGGCCAGCGGGCACCACGUGCGCAAGCGCUCCAUCGGCGAGCGCAUCCUGCGGCGCACGGCCAGCGCCCCGGCCAAGGGCAGGAAGAAGAGCAAGAUGGGCUUCCUGGAGGCUGCUGAGAUGAAGGACAGCGCCUCGGAGCCAGCAGACCUGAAGGACAAGGAAGGGGUGCUGCGGCGGCCGAACCGCCCCUCGCAGGCGCGCCCUGCGUCCAUGCCCGUGGACAGAUUCCUCAUGGUGGAGCUGCCCUGCCCAGCAGAGGACACUGCCCAGGAGGCCGAGGGAGAGGACAACACAUCUGCCAACAGUGAUGACAAUACAAAUGAGAAGGAAACAAGCUUGAAAGAAUUGGGUUUUCCACAUUCGGAGCAAAAGUCAAAUGCUUCAAAUUUAGCAUCUCAGUUCAAGAAGGAGAAUGACCAGAGGGAUUCUACAGCUGCCUGUUUAGUACCACCUCCACAGGAGCAACCUGAACAUUUGAUUUUUGCAAAUGGUGUAGCUCAAGCAAAUCACCUUGUGGAUUACCAGGAGAAUAAUCUUUCUGAUGGAACUGUCCCCCUAACGCAAGACUCUGACUCUGAACUUCCCACAGAAAAAUUACACCACAAAAACUGUGCAGACUGUAAAAAGGAAGAUGACACAAAAGGAUCUAAAGAAGGGAAGAUCAGUCUCAUGGGGACUUCUGUUUCUCAGAGCACAGAGGUGGAGAAUCACAAAUGUGACACGAAGAAAAGCAGUGCAGCACCUCUUUCCCCUUCUUCUGCCAUGUGCUCUGAGAGCCCUGACUGUCACUCCACGGUGGCCCUGCAGGACAGUGACAUUUCUCACCUCAUUGAUGAAGUCUCUCUCUCGACUGAGAGCGAGCUGGACAGCGCUGUGUCCACUCUCAUCGGGCAGCUCGAUGGCACAGAUGAGCAAACUCCCCUUCCCCCUGUCUCCAGCCCCCACGGCAGCAGCAGCCAGACCCCCAGGGUGGGGAAUGCAGUCCCACAUGUGUUUGCUGCAGACCUGAACAGCCCCUGUAGGCACAACUUCACUCCCACAAAAUCCAACAAAUCCUCUUUAUUCUCCACUCCGGACACAGCCAUGUUCUCCAGCCUGGAGGAGGCAGAGUAUUCCACAUACACAGUUCUCCAUGAGGCAUCUCCAGCUUCUGAAUGUAAGAGCCACAGGGCAUUAGUUUGCAAGAAAAGGUUAAAUAGUCUAGAAAGUAACUUGCCCAGUUCUUCUUGUUCUUCAUCCCUCUCUUUGCUGAAUGCAAAUCCCAAAAGGAAUUGUGCUACAAAGUGUGGACCAAGCUGGGAAGCCCCCGAGCCUGCCAGUUCUUUUGGGUCCAACAGCCUCGUCUUUGAGGAGGUGCUGGGGCACCCUGUCCCUGGAGAGCACUCGGCCAGCAGCAGCCUGCUGGAGCUGGAUGGGGACCGCCAGGAGCUCCUGGUGACCGCCCGUGAGUACCGACGGGAGGACAUGAGCCAGCUGGCCUCGCCCGUGAGCCUGAGGCAGAGGCAGGAGCCCGGGCACGGCGGUGACAGGAGCUCUGGGAGCAGCUCCACCGGGCACGGCGGUGACAGGAGCUCUGGGAGCAGCUCCACCGGCGGGGACAGGACCUCGGGGAGCAGCUCCACCAGCGGGGACAGGACCUCGGGGAGCAGCUCCACCAGUGGGGACAGGACCUCGGGGAGCAGCUCCACCGGGAGCAGCUCCACCGCUGCGCCCUGUGCCGCUGCCCGGCACCGCUCCGGGACCUGCGGGGCUGCAGGGAGCCAGCUGGCUGUCCCCGCGUGUGAGAGCGCUGGCGGUUCGUGGCAGCAGCCCUCGGAGAAGCACAGGGCUGCCGUGUGUGCCCCCCAGGCCGGCUCAGCCUGCCCGCUGCGCCCAGGGGCUCUGCCGUUCCCCACACACCCGGCCAUCCAGCACAGCAGCCCCUGCAAGUCCAAGAGCCUGGGAGACCUGACCUCGGAGGACAUCUCCUGCAACUUUGAGAGUAAGUAUCAGUACAUCAGCAGGAGCUUCAUCUCCUCGGGCCUGAGGGACGGCAAGCUGGCCGCCAUGCAGGGCGUGAGGCCGCACUCGACGGACGCGCUGACGGAGCAGCUGCGGAGGCUGCUGUCCCCGGAGCAGGAGGACGGCCGGGAGCCGCUGUGUCCCAGGCAGCCGGACGAGGACUGCCCGCGGGCCCUGGUGAGGAAGCUGUCGUCCCGCAGCCAGAGCCGGGUGCGGAACAUCGCCAGCCGCGCCCGGGAGCGGCAGGAGGCGGCGGGCAAGCCGCGGCCGUGCGGCGGCAGCGCCGUGCCCGGCGUGGUGCUGCGGAGCAAGGCCCCGGGGCCGCCGCUGGCCGCCAACCGGCACUCCACGGGCUCCUGCAUCGGCCGCUACCUGCGCGGCUGCCCCGGCGAGCGGCGCGGCGUGCCCGAGGGCGCCUGCUCCGCGCUGCAGCACGGCUGCGGGGAGCUGCAGCACGGCUGCGGGGAGCUGCACGGCUGCGGGGAGCUGCACGGCUGCGGGGAGCUGCCGCUGCCGCCCGGCGCGCAGGAGCAGCCCGAGAUCUAUUUCCUGCUCCGGCUCUAG